AAUACCACCCCUUAGGACUUGUAAAGCAUUCAUCUUUUGGUAGUGGAAAACCCUCCAAAAGUUAGGAAACAACAAGGAAAUUUGUCAAGCAUUUUUGGCGCCGUUGCCGGGGAAGGCAAGUGUCAAACCAAGAAGGUGAUUUUCGGACGACGGAGGUAAGUCCCAUGAUCUUCAUCAUGGGCUGAGGUACGUUGUUCCGUGUACAUAAUCUUGUUUGUGUAUAACUUUGUUUGUAUAUAUUUUGUUUUAUGUGGAGGCGGAACGACCGAAACCGACUUGUUAGACAAAACUUGGCCCCUACCAUGAAUAUUGACCAAGAACAACCCGAGGAUGCGGGUGACAAUUUUGACAAUAUAGUUGCAAAUCCAAAUGUCCAAAGGGGUGGGGGACCACAAGAACCCCAAAUACCCAAUCCGAGAAUGAAUUUUCCCCCUCCCGUGAAUGAGGGGAAUAAUUUUCAAAUGAAUCCCCCGGUGAGGUCAAUGAGGGAUUUCCUACAACCAACACGAAGCACCACACCAUCAUGCAUCCUCCUUCCGGUCCAAGCUCAUCUUUUCAUAGUUAAGCCAGGGAUGUUGCAACUAAUUCCCACGUUCAACGGAUUUGAAACUCAGAGCCCCUAUUCACACAUAAGGGAUUUUGAGGAAAUGGUUGCAACUUUCCUCCCCAAUCAUGGGAUGGAAGAGAUAGCUAGAAUGAAAUUGUUUCCCUUUUCCCUGAAAGACAAGGCAAAAACGUGGCUUAUUUCCUUAAGGCCUCGAACCAUCACAUCGUGGAGCCAAAUGAUUUCUGAGUUUUUGAACAAAUUCUUUCCGGUGCAUAAAACCACUACCCUAAAAAAGCAAAUUCAAAACUUUUCGAAAAGCCCAAUGAGCAAUUCUAUCAAUGUUGGGAGAGGUACAAGGAAUUGCUACAAUCCCUUCCACAUCAUGGCUUUGAACCAUGGCAAUUGGUGAGUUUCUUUUAUGAAGGAAUCACACCGGGCCAUCGACAGUUCAUUGACAUGAUGUGUAAUGGGGAGUUUUUGAACAAAGACCCUGAUGAGGCCUUAGAUUACUUUGAUACAUUGGCACAAAAUGCACAAUCAUGGGACAUUACAGAUCCCACCGAUGUACCAAGGUCUUCUCCUCAAAAGACUGGCCAAACUCAAGGGGGAGGGAUUUAUGAUUUGAGAGACCGGGAAGACUUGUUUUCAAAAAUUGCUAAAUUGUCAAGGAAAGUUGAGAGUCUUGAAGUCAAUAAGAGACACGAGGUGUCUAAUGUGUCACGAACCGAGGAGGGUUGUUCAAUUUGCGAAUGUAUGGAGCAUUCCCUAUCGGAUUGCCCAAACAUUCCGACCCUUAAAGAAGCGUACCAUGAACAAGUCCAUGCAUUCAACCAAACGAGGCAAUCAUUUUCUCCCAAUUCAAAUACUUACAAUCCGGGUUGGAGUAAUCACCCAAAUUUUAGUUGGAGAAAUGAAAACCCCAUUCCUCAUGGUUCAAGUGCAUAUGCAUCUCCCAUGCCUCCCAAGCAAAACCAAUACCAUGGCCAAGGGCAAGCAUCUAGCUCUCAAUACCCCCGGACCAAUCCACAAGGGUAUUUGUCAAACCCACCACCACAGAAUUUUUCACCAAAUCCACCUCCACAAAGUUUUUCUCAAGGACCGUCCAAUCCAUCCACAUACCAACCUCCUCACAAAAGGAAUUUGGAGGAUAUGGUCCAUUCCUUCAUUCAAAGCCAAACCGCCAUCAAUAACCAAAAUGCCACAGCCAUCAAUGAUGUAAGAGCCCAACUCACAAAGUUGACAAACUCCAUAGGGGCAUCUCAACAAGAAAAGGGGAAGUUCCCCGCUCAACCACAAGAGAACCCUAGGGGUCAACACCUUGUUGAGUCAUCGGAACCUUCGAAAGAGAGUUGCGAGCAACUCAAAGCUGUCACCACCCUCCGCAGUGGCAAAGAAAUUGACAAAACCAUUUUGCCAACGGUCUCACCCAAGACCACAUUGCCAAAAGAAAAAGAUCUCUUGGGUGACGCCGACAAGAGUGAGGUGCGUGAAGAGAAAGAAAGAGAGGUUGUUGAGAAAGGAAAAUUAAUUGAUGAUUGUGUGUUUAUUCCUCCCUUGCCUGCCCCUUUCCCAAGUCGUUUGAAGCCACCUGUCAAGGUGGCUAAUUAUGCUGAUAUUUUGGAAAUGUUUAAGCAGGUGAAGAUUAACAUUCCACUCCUCGACGCCAUCAAGCAAAUUCCAUCAUGUGCUAAGAUUUUGAAGGACUUAUGCACGGUGAAGAGAAAACUGAAUGUCCACAAGAAAGCAUUCCUCACCGAGCAAGUGAGCUCAAUUUUGAGGACUAACACUCCUCCCAAAUUCAAAGACCCCGGUUGUCCAACCAUAGCCAUCACCAUUGGAAAUUAUCGAGUGGAGCAAGCACUCCUCGAUUUGGGGGCAAGUGUGAAUCUUCUUCCCUACUCGGUGUACCAACAGCUGCAGCUGGAGGAGUUGAAGCCCACCUCAAUCACACUUCAAUUGGCGGAUCGUAGUAUCCGUACACCAAGGGGAGUAGUUGAGGAUGUCUUAGUUCAAAUUGAUAAAUUUUACUUCCCUGUCGAUUUCAUUGUGCUUGAUACACAUCCUGUUGCAAACCUUAGCUCCCAAAUUCCCGUAAUACUUGGAAGACCCUUCCUUGCUACAUCUAAUGCCGUGAUAAAUUGCAGGAACGGUCUAAUGAAGUUGGCAUUUGGGAAUAUGACAAUGGAGCACAAUGUAUUCAACUUGGCAAAGCAACCGGGUGAUGAUGAGGAAGUAAGUGAGGUCAAUAGAAUCGACACUUUGGUUGAGGAGCACUUGGAGCUGGAGGGGAUAUUGAAAUUUAAGGAAGAAGGAAUUGUGGAUCUUGAGAAUUAUGAUGAGCAAGAGGAGGUAGAAGAUUUGAAAGGGAUGGAAAGGUGGAUCCCUACAUUCGAAGAGUUACCCCAUCGAGAAAAGAAAAUUUUUCCGUCGGAUGAACAAAAGCCCAACUUGGAGUUGAAGCCCUUGCCCACCCAUUUGAAGUACGCCUAUCUUGGGGAAGGUGAAACAUUUCCGGUGGUCAUUAGCUCUACAUUAAACAUGGAACAAGAAAAAGAACUCUUGGAGGUGUUGAGAAAACAUAAAGGAGCAAUUGGGUGGACCAUUGCGGAUAUCAAGGGGAUAAGCCCUCUCAUUUGCACCCACCGCAUAUAUCUUGAGGAGGAUUCCAAACCUUCCCGACAACCACAAAGGCGGUUGAAUCCCAUCAUGAAGGAGGUGGUAAGGGAUGAGGUUCUGAAACUACUUGAUGUGGGGAUCAUUUUUCCAAUUGCCGAUAGUAAGUGGGUUAGCCCCACGCAAGUAGUACCUAAGAAAUCCGGAGUUACGGUGGUUGAGAAUGAUGAGAAUGAGCUUAUUCCUACAAGAGUAAUCACCGGAUGGAGGGUGUGCAUUGAUUACCGAAAGUUGAACGCUUGCACAAGGAAAGACCACUUCCCAUUGCCAUUCCUCGAUCAAGUUCUAGAACGAGUAGCGGGGCAUCUAUUCUACUAUUUUUUAGAUGGAUACUCCGGCUACAAUCAGAUUGAGAUUGCUUUGGAGGAUCAAGAGAAGACCACUUUCACAUGCCCCUAUGGUACCUUUGCCUACCGCCGCAUGCCAUUUGGACUGUGCAAUGCUCCGGGGACUUUCCAACGCUGUAUGAUGGGAAUUUUCAGUGACAUGGUGGAAAAGAUAGUGGAGGUCUUUAUGGAUGACUUUUCGGUGUUUGGGGAUUCAUUCGAGGGAUGUUUGGCAAACUUGGAGAAAGUUCUAACAAGAUGUGAGGAGAAGAAUCUAGUCUUGAAUUGGGAAAAGUGUCACUUUAUGGUGACAGAAGGAAUUGUGCUUGGCCAUAUAGUUUCGGCAAGGGGUAUUGAAGUCGAUAAAUCCAAGGUGGAGGCCAUCUCCAACCUCCCUACGCCAAGAGCCAUCAAAGGCAUCCGGUCAUUUUUGGGCCAUGCAGGUUUUUAUCGUCGAUUCAUAAAGAAUUUCAGUGCAUUGGCCCGACCCUUGACCAACCUGCUGUCUAAGGAGGUCCCAUUUGAGUGGUCGGAUGAUUGUGAGGCAUCCUUUAAAAAACUUAAAAGCAUGCUAGUCACACCUCCGAUCAUGCGACCACCCAAUUGGGAUCUACCUUUUGAGCUCAUGUGCGACGCAAGUGAUUACGCGGUCGGCGCAGUGCUCGGUCAAAGGGAGGAAAAUAGACCAUAUGUGAUACACUAUGCUAGCAAAACACUUAAUGAGGCUCAGAUGAAUUACACUACCACCGAAAAAGAAUUGCUAGCAGUAGUGUUUGCCUUAGAUAAAUUUCGUGCUUACAUCAUUGGUUCGCCUAUUGUUGUCUUUACUGAUCACUCUGCUUUAAAGUAUUUGUUGUCUAAGCAAGAUGCAAAACCGAGACUCAUUAGGUGGAUACUCCUCCUACAAGAAUUCGACUUGACGAUCAAGGACAAGAAAGGAGUUGAGAACGUGGUGGCGGAUCAUUUAUCCCGGCUUGUGGUGCAAGAGGCCGAUGAGCACAUUCCUAUCCCUGAUUUUUUUCCUGAUGAGCAUUUGCUGUCAAUUCACUCUGUAUGUCCUUGGUAUGCUGAUAUAUGUAACUAUCUUGCAACAGGACAGACACCACCGCAAUGGAGCCCAGAAGAUCGAAGACGAUUUAUGGCAGAUGUGAAGUACUUCUACUUCGACAACCCGUAUUUGUUCAAGUAUUGCCCCGACCAAAUCAUGAGGAGAUGCGUACCUGAAAAUGAACAGCGGGAUGUCCUUGCAUUUUGCCAUUCACAAGCUUGCGGUGGACAUUUCUCAGCGAAAAAGACUUCGGCCAAAAUUCUUCAAUCAGGUUUUUACUGGCCCUCUCUUAUCAAAGAUUGUGUUUCAUUUUGUAAGGGAUGCGACAAAUGCCAACGGUUGGGUAGUGUGACCCAAAGAAACAUGAUGCCCCUUUCACCAAUACUUGUCAUAGAAAUAUUCGACUGUUGGGGCAUCGACUUCAUGGGUCCUUUCCCUAUGUCAUUUGGUUAUUUGUACAUCCUCCUGGCAGUGGACUAUGUGUCCAAAUGGGUGGAAGCUAUUCCGACCAAGACUAAUGACCAUCGAGUCGUAGUCAAGUUUCUCAAGGAGAAUAUCUUUUCAAGGUUUGGGAUGCCUCAUUCAAUAAUAAGUGAUGGUGGAUCACAUUUCUGUAAUAGGCCAUUUGCAUCUCUAAUGUUCAAAUAUGGCGUCACUCACAAAGUAUCCACUGCGUAUCACCCACAAACAAAUGGUCAAGCCGAGCUAGCCAAUAGGGAGAUAAAGAACAUUCUAGAAAAAAUGGUUAACCCAAACAGGAAGGAUUGGUCCGAUAGAUUGACCGAUGCCCUCUGGGCAUACCGCACUGCCUUUAAAACUAUUUUGGGCAUGUCUCCCUACCGGCUUGUCUAUGGAAAGGCUUGCCACCUGCCAGUCGAAAUGGAACACAAGGCCUAUUGGGCCAUUAAGACUUUAAAUUUUAAUUUGAGAAUGGCCGGUGAUCAUAGGAAGUUAGAGCUGAAUGAGUUGGAAGAGAUUCGACGAGAUGCGUAUGAGAGCUCCAAAAUCUCAAAAGAAAGGGCCAAAAUCUUUCAUGAUAACUCCAUUGUGAGGAAAUCAUUUGAGCCCGGGCAAAAAGUACUCUUAUACAAUUCUCGUCUCUCUAUUUUCCAAGGCAAACUCCGAUCCCGUUGGGAUGGCCCCUAUCUUGUCAAGGUGGCCUACCCCAACGGAGCUGUGGAUGUUCAAAACCCCGAAAAUGGCCAGACAUUCAAGGUCAAUGGCCAAAGACUUAAGCCAUUUUUUGGGGGUUUUGAAGAACAAGUGGUGGAGGAGAAUUUGAUGGAUCCGGUAUACCCGGAAGUUGUGAAGGAAUAAUUAGUUUUUUUUUCUGCUUUUUAAUGUACAGGUUUUUAUUUACUUACUUUAUUUUUUUUAUUCCAUGUUAAUUAUGUUCUUUUGUCGUAUAGUUUUGUUUUUCUUAGUCGCAGAUAUUGGUGUUUUUGUCAAAGCUCAAGUGCGAGGUGUUCUCUAACCCUUCUUAUUUUUUUACUGUCCAUCAUUGAAUAUCAUAUUUGUUUUAGAACACUCUAUGAAUCAAGUUGGGGGGGUUACACUAUUUGCAUAUUACACCAAUGUUUGUGGGAAUAUUCCGCGCGAAUAUUCGCGUCUGCCGACACUAAAAAAAAAAUGGUGGGAAUAUUCUUCACGGAUAUGCGGCUGCCGACACUC
Messenger RNA from Ilex paraguariensis (yerba mate), 6265 nucleotides. Lineage: Eukaryota; Viridiplantae; Streptophyta; Magnoliopsida; Aquifoliales; Aquifoliaceae. The record is from the annotation of a GenBank genome assembly.